Hansenula ciferrii is the source of this 471-nucleotide messenger RNA. It is a transcript of the gene EXP1, whose product is annotated as Exp1p. The record is from RefSeq and is a predicted model, not a curated record. Lineage: Eukaryota; Fungi; Ascomycota; Saccharomycetes; Phaffomycetales; Wickerhamomycetaceae. The transcript has a single exon. The coding region runs from base 1 to 471 and encodes 156 amino acids.
AUGGAUCUCUUUGCAUACUUAAUAAUCUUUGCUGUUGUCAUAUUUUUCAUUGCUGCUUUACCAUUAAUCUCAGGUGUCGCUUCAUAUAAAUAUGAAAAAGUGAAUAGAGUUGAUAACUCCAAAAAAGAUGAUGAUGCAGCUGAUUAUAAUCAAGGUUAUUUAUCACCAGAAGAAAGAGCUGCUUUAGAAGCAAAACAAAAAGCUAAGGAUUCAAGAUUUAAAAAAUUCAAAGAAUAUUCAAAUGUUUCUAAAAAUGAUAUUCCAUUAAAAUUUAGACCAAAAUUUGAUAAUCCAAAUACUAGUAUACGUAAUAGAAGAAAUAAAAACGUUGAGAUAGAUAAUGAUCCUUCUCAAUUCGAUUUUGAUAUUGAUGAAUUCAUAGAGGAUGAAGCUGAACAAGAUGCUAAAGAAGCUGCUAGAGAACAUCAAGAUAGUCUUUAUAAAGGGGAAAACAUUGAAGAUAUGGCUUAA